AUGAUCACUGCACAGCAAUUCACACAGGCACGUCAAAAUGUCAUACGUUACAGCAAGAAUAUCAUUCUCUUUCCCUUCCAAACCUUCAAAUUCUUUUUCAAUUUAUGGUUUUCCCUGACUCGAUUCUUUGUCUAUGAUCUUCCCAUCAAAACCAUCACAUGGUUGUAUCACUUUGUCAUGGGAUCCUUUUUGGUGAAACUCUUUGUGUUACCUCUUGCCAAGUGGAUUGUUCAGAAUGUUGAAAAACCACUCGAAGAGCAAUUGAAAUCGAGUCAAGUGGUGAAAAAGGCCAUUCGUCAUAUUCCAGCUGCUCUCUCCCAAACCCAAGCGAAGGAAUUGAAGCAAGAAAUUGAACAGAAAGAUCAACACAUUCAGACUCUUCUCCAUGAAAAGAAUGAUCUCUCUCGUCUCUUGCAUGAAAAGGAACUUGAAUUGAAUGAAUUGUUGCAAGGAAGUUCUUCUUCUGGUCAAUUCAGUGUGAAGGAAUUGGAAUCUAAAAUUUCAAGUCUCAUGAGUCAAUUGGAGAGUGUCAAAACAGAGAAGGAAAAACUCAUUAAGGAAAAGAACACACUUGAGCUUACUUCUCUUUCUCAACUCCAAAUGAUGAAACAAGUAGAGACCAUGUUGAAUAUUCAAGCAAAUAAGGUCAAGGAACUCGAACAAGCCAAAGAUCACGUUCGUAAUGAGUAUGAGAAGAUUCUGAGAGAGAAUGAACGUCUUCGCCAUGAGCAUGAGCAAUUCGAUGUGCAAAAUAAGAAAAUUCUUGACACUCAUAAAAAGGACUAUGACAAGUUGAAGAGAGAAUUUGACAAAUUGAAACAUCAGAAUGAAAAGCUCGAAUCUCAAAUUUCCAUUCUCAAUGGUCAAAUUUCUACAUUGGAUCAGGAGAAUAGAUCCUUGCGUGAAAGUAAAUUUCUUAUGGAGAAGGCCCAAAAGGAACAAGUUCAACGAGACGAUGCCUUUCAAAAAUUGAAACAUGAUUUGGAUAUUGCCAAUAAUAAGAUUCAUGAACGUGACAAUUCUGUGAAUUCUCUCAAACAUAAAGUCAAUGAGAAGGAGAAGGAAGUGGCUUUAUUGAGAGAACAAGUUCGUAUUCUCGAUUCAGAAUUGAAAACUAAAGUCAAGGAAUCACAAAUGUAUUCAGAGCGUAUCGACAAGUUGCAACGUUUGGAAGAGAUUUCUCCCACCAGUGAAAACUAUUUGCCAACUCCAAAUUUGAGAUCAGAAGAAGAAAUGUUAGUGAAUCCACAAAUUGCUGAGAAGGCCAUUGAGGAAACGGAAGAAAAUAUUCCAUCUGCAUCGUUUGGACUCAUGGACGUGGGAAUUGAUGAGAAGGCGUUGAAGGGUGGUGACAUUGAAACAAACAAGAAAAAAGAAAUUCCUUCACAUGAGAAACAAGAAAAGGCCAUAAGUUCGAGCAUGAAGGACAAGAAUGAAAGAUAUGAAAUUCCAUCGUCAUCAGACCUUAGCAAAACGAGUGAUCUUUCAAAAGAUAUUCUUCCAAAUGAGAGUAUUGAUAAGGCAGAGGUGGUCUCUGGUCCCUCUCAAGAAAAUUUGAAAUCUCAGACAAAGGAUAUUGACACUCAAGAGGUGACUGAUGUUUACUCAUCCAGUUAUUUAGCACCUCAACAAAAGAGUAAGGAGAUCUCUGGUAUUGAGCAUCCCAUCAAAGAUGUUUCUCAAAGCAGCAGAAUCAGUGGGGGUAUUAGCACAGAUGUGAAAUCUCAACAACCUCUCCAAAAAGACCUUUCUGCAGAAGUGUCACAACAAGAAACUAUUGAAGACAAACCUAAACUGUACCAAGCAGAUGACAAUUAUGUUCCAGAACUUGCUGACAUGUUGGAUAGUGUUGAGAAGGGAGAAAUUGAGAAUGUUCAAUUCCAAUCCAUUGCAUGUGUUCCAAAGUUAAAGGGCUCUCUUGUGAACUUGAUUUCAGAUCAAAUUGAUGACUUGCUCACUGUUUUACAGAACAGUGAUCAGGUCUCGUUUGUUGAUUUUUCAAGUUGCGGUCUUGAUACAAAUUUUGUGAAAAGAAUUUUAAACUCCUUGGCCAUCAAUAAUAGUAUUGAGAUUAUCGAUUUGGGAUGCAAUGAAAAAGUGGAACCAAAUCUAAUUGUGGAUGACUUGAUCAACUUCUUCUCACAGAACAAGAAGUGUCAGAAAUUCUUAGCUAAGGAUUGGAAAUUCUCAGAUGACAAAAUUUCUAAAAUCAUUCAAAUCAUUCAUGACAAGAACAACAGUUUAACUGAAUUCAAGUUUGACGAGAGUAGUGUGAAACAGGAUCAAAUUAUAUUGUUGAAUGAGUCAAUCAAAAGAAAUGUUAAUGCCAUGUAA
This is a messenger RNA of Naegleria fowleri, 2334 nucleotides long. RefSeq lists its product as uncharacterized. Bases 1 to 2334 code for a protein of 777 amino acids. The record is from RefSeq and is a predicted model, not a curated record. Lineage: Eukaryota; Heterolobosea; Eutetramitea; Acrasida; Naegleriidae. The transcript has a single exon.